Apodemus sylvaticus (European woodmouse) is the source of this 2409-nucleotide messenger RNA. RefSeq names its product protocadherin alpha-10. Lineage: Eukaryota; Metazoa; Chordata; Mammalia; Rodentia; Muridae. Bases 1 to 2409 code for a protein of 802 amino acids. The record is from RefSeq and is a predicted model, not a curated record. Gene Ontology annotation, cellular component: plasma membrane. Gene Ontology annotation, molecular function: calcium ion binding. Gene Ontology annotation, biological process: homophilic cell-cell adhesion. The transcript has a single exon.
AUGUCCUUUGUCGCCAUGAAAUACUGCCAUGGAUCUUGGUUCCUGCUGAUCACACUUUUGCUGUUCACAACCUGGGAGCCUGGGAACAGCCAGCUCCGCUACUCCGUCUCCGAGGAGGCCAAACACGGCACCUUCGUGGGCCGCAUCGCGCAGGAUCUGGGGCUGGAGCUGGCGGAGCUGGUGCCCCGCCUGUUCAGGGUGUCGUCCAAGGACCGCGGGGACCUUCUGGAGGUAAAUCUGCAGAAUGGCAUUUUGUUUGUGAAUUCUCGGAUCGACCGGGAGGAGCUGUGCGGGCGGAGCGCGGAGUGUAGCAUCCACCUGGAGGUGAUUGUAGACAGGCCACUGCAGGUUUUCCACGUGGAGGUGGAGGUGAGGGACAUUAACGACAAUCCUCCCGUGUUCCCAACGACACAAAAGAAUCUUUUUGUUUCGGAAACGAGAGCUCUAGAUUCUCAUUUUUCGCUAGAGGGCGCCUCGGAUGCAGAUAUCGGAGCCAAUGCUCUUUUGACUUACAGACUGAGCCCCAGUGAAUAUUUCUCCCUGGAAGUACCAACCACAGAGGAGCUGGUAAAACCACUCGAACUAGUGUUAAAAAAACCGUUAGACAGAGAACGAGAUUCAGAGCUUCACUUAGUGGUUAAAGCAACGGAUGGGGGCAAACCUGAGCUCACAGGUAUCUUGGAGUUACAUAUUACAGUUCUAGAUGUUAAUGACAAUGCGCCAGCGUUUGACAGAGCAAUCUAUCGGGUGAAGCUGGUAGAAAAUGCGAGAAAUGGUACCCUGGUCAUUAGACUUAAUGCUUCGGAUUUGGACGAAGGUUCAAAUGGUCAAAUUCUUUAUUCCUUUGCAACGGAUGUUUCCCCUAAGAUAGAAGCCACUUUUCAUAUAGAUCCAGUCAGUGGAGAAAUUAAAGUCAAUGGAAAAAUAGAUUUUGAAGAAACUAAUUUAUGGAAGAUUCAAGCAGAAGCAGUUGACAAAGGUAGUCCUCCAAUGUUUGGUCACUGUACAAUUUUAAUUGAAGUCCUGGACAUCAAUGAUAAUGCUCCCAAGUUAACUGUAACAUCAUUAUCGCUUCCUGUUCGAGAGGACGCUCCAGUGGGGACAGUUAUUGCCUUAAUUAGCGUCACAGAUCCUGACUCUACAGUCAACGGGCAAGUGACCUGCUCCCUGUCUCCUCAUGUCCCCUUCAAACUGGUGUCCACUUUCAAGAAUUACUAUUCGUUAGUGUUGGACAGCACCCUGGACCGCGAGACCACCGCUGACUAUAAGGUGGUGGUCACAGCCCGAGAUGGGGGCUCACCCUCGCUGUGGGCCACGGCCAGCGUGUCCGUGGAGGUGGCUGACGUGAACGACAAUGUGCCUGUUUUCGCGCAGCCCGAAUACACGGUGUUCGUGAAGGAGAACAACCCGCCUGGCGCGCACAUCUUCACGGUGUCGGCGGUGGAUGCGGACGCACAGGAGAAUGCGCUGGUGUCCUACUCGCUGGUGGAACGGAGGAUAGGCGAGCGUUUGCUGUCGAGCUAUGUGUCUGUGCACGCAGAGAGCGGCAAGGUGUUUGCGCUGCAGCCUCUGGACCACGAGGAGCUGGAGCUGCUCCAGUUCCAUGUGAGCGCGCGGGAUGCUGGUGUGCCUGCCCUGGGCAGCAAUGUGACUCUGCAAGUGUUUGUGCUAGAUGAGAACGACAAUGCGCCCACGCUGCUGCCCCACGGAACUGUCGGAGCCGGUGGGGCAGUGAGUGAGCUUGUGCCUAGGUCAGUGGUUUCAGGACAUGUAGUGGCGAAGGUGCGCGCAGUAGAUGUAGACUCUGGUUAUAAUGCUUGGCUGUCAUAUGAGCUCCAGUUCGCAGCUGGCAGUGUGCGCAGUCCCUUCCGCGUGGGACUAUACACAGGUGAGAUCAGUAUCACUCGCGCCCUGGAUGAAGCAGAUGCGCCACGCCAGCGCCUGCUGGUGUUGGUGAAGGACCAUGGCGAGCCCGCGUUGACUGCCACAGCUACAGUACUGGUUUCUCUGACUGAGAGCAACCAGGCACCAAAGGCGUCUUCAAGGGCGUUUGAGGGUACAGUAGCCUCUGAAUCAUCUGUAGUGGAUGUCAACGUGUAUUUGAUUAUCGCCAUCUGUGCGGUGUCCAGCCUGUUGGUGCUAACACUGGUGUUGUACACUGCCCUGCGCUGCUCAGCACUGCCCACUGAGGUCGCCUGUGGACCGGGGAAACCCAUGCUGGUGUGCUCCAGUGCAGUGGGAAGCUGGUCUUCCUCUCAGCAAAGGAGGCAGAGGGUGUGUUCUGGAGAGGGCCCACCAAAGACAGACCUCAUGGCCUUCAGCCCCAUUGUUCCUCCUGGUUUGGGUUCUGGAGAUAGUGGAGUCCAGCAAGAGAUAUUUGAGAAUGUAAGUACAGAAAUUCUGGAGUAA